AUGGCACCCUCAAGAACGAAUCCCUACCCAUCAUAUCUCACCUCAGAACAACUCGAAAUAUGGUACACAAAUGGCUACCUCCUCCUACCAGAUGCUCUAUCGCCAGAGGAGGUUGAGUCUCUGCUCAGCGAAUCCUACCGUCUGCUAAAUGACUUCUCUUUGGACGACCACCCCAUGACCCGCUUCUCGACUGGCGAAAACAGCUCACACGUAGGAGAUGACUACUUCCUAACCUCGGGUGACAAAGUACGAUUCUUUUUCGAAGAAGACGCCUUUGAUAACGAUGGAAAGCUCCUGAAGCCCAAGAAUCUUGCCAUCAACAAGAUAGGCCACUACUUACACCACCUGAACCCACAAUUCAGCCGCGCAAGCAUAAACGAGAAGAAUAAACGGAUAGCGGGAGAUCUUGGAUUCAGGGAUCCGAGGGUACUGCAGAGUAUGGUCAUCUGUAAACAGCCUGAGAUCGGAGGCCGUGUGCCUCCACAUCAGGAUAGUGUGUUCUUGUAUACCAACCCUCCUAGUGCAGUGGGUUUCUGGUAUGCGCUAGAAGACUGCACAGUCUCCAACGGCUGCCUCUCCUUUGCCUCUGGCUCUCACAAACGCGCGCCAAUACGCGAUCGCUUCGUACGGAGUCCAGACGACACGGGGACGGUAUUCAAGCAUAAUGAGGGAGCGCAAUGGCCAGAGGGAUUGGAGGAGGAUACGGAGGUGAAGAAGGAGGUCUAUGAGUUGGGGGAGGUGAAGGCGGGGACACUGGUGCUGAUUCAUGGGAAUUUGUUGCAUAAGAGUGAGAAAAAUACGUCGAGCAAGGGGAGGAUGAUAUACACUUUUCAUAUGAUUGAGGGCGAGCAUGAAUUUCCCCAGGAUAACUGGCUGAGGAUGCCUGGUGGGCCGGAGGAGUUCACGAGGCUCAACGAUGCUGUGUGA
Messenger RNA from Recurvomyces mirabilis, 927 nucleotides. RefSeq lists its product as uncharacterized. NCBI's taxonomy places the organism in Eukaryota, Fungi, Ascomycota, Dothideomycetes, Mycosphaerellales, Teratosphaeriaceae. Bases 1 to 927 code for a protein of 308 amino acids. The transcript has a single exon. The record is from RefSeq and is a predicted model, not a curated record.